UCAACAAUUUUUGAAAAACGGGAAAGAGCAUUAAAGAUGUUGCUAAAUUCAAUCAGCAUUUCAAAUUUGUAAAGCUCUCUGAAUCCAGUAAGGUUGUUCCAUCUAAAUCUCCAGUUUUAGCAAAUUUCCUUCUUCGCACCAAUUGAUUUGAUAUGGAGUUCCGAAAUCGCAAAUCCGCCAUGGAUCGAGCUGCCAUGGACCGAGUUCUCAAAGCCGCCCGCUCUUCCGGUUCCCUCAACCUCUCAAACCGCUCUCUCAAAGAAGUACCGGAUGAGGUUUACAAAAUUUUGGAUGCGGUCGGUGGAGAUGAGAAGUGGUGGGAGACUGUGGAGCUCCAGAAGCUUAUUCUAGCUCAUAAUGAAAUUGAAUUACUGAAGGAAGAUUUGAGGAAUUUGACCUCGCUAGUGGUGCUGAAUCUAAGUCAUAACAAGCUUACGCAGCUCCCUGCAGCUAUUGGAGAGCUUCAGAUGCUUAAGACAAUAGAUUUGACGUCUAAUUUGCUAGUGGUAAUACCUGAAGAAAUCGGAUCAGUUGCUUCGCUGGUGAAGUUUGAUUGUUCGAAUAACCUACUUAGCUCUCUUCCCAGUUCCCUUGGGCGAUGUACAUAUUUGUCAGAAUUGAAGGCAUCAAACAAUAUCAUUUCCAGCUUACCGGAUGAGCUAGCGAAUUGUUCAAAAUUAACAAAGUUGGAUGUAGAGGGAAAUAAGCUAGAAUCGCUGUCACAUAAAUUGAUUGCAUCAUGCCCUAUGCUUAUGGAACUUAAUGCAUCUAAAAAUCUACUCACUAGCCUACCGGAGAGUAUUGGAUGCCUUGCACGUGUAAUUAGGCUGGACCUUCACCAAAAUAGAAUUUCAUCGAUCCCAUCAUCGAUAAAGGGAUGCUCAUCCCUUGUAGAGUUAUAUUUGGGGAACAAUGCACUGUCUUCAUUACCUGUGGAAAUCGGAUCAUUGACUCAGCUGGGGACAUUUGAUCUGCAGUCAAACCUGUUGAAAGAAUAUCCUGUGGAGGCUUGCAGUUUGCACCUCUGUGUUCUUGACCUGUCAAAUAAUUCACUGUCUGGUUUGCCUUCUGAGAUUGGCUUGAUGACAACACUGCGGAAACUUUUACUUGCUGGUAAUCCACUGCGAACACUUCGGAGCUCAUUGGUGAAUGGAUCUACGACCACUCUGUUGAAGUAUCUUCGAAGUAGGCUCCCAAAAGAUGAAGAGUCUGCAUCAACUUCAGCUGCGAAACAGGAUCCUUUUGCAAUGGCUGCUCAGUCAUCUCUGAUUUCAAAGGAACUCUCAUUAGCUGGGCUAAGUUUGAGUGCUGUGCCAUCAGAAAUAUUGAAGUCAAGCGAUAUUACUAAAGUCAAUCUCACAGGGAAUUCAAUAGAAGAGUUACCCUUGGAGCUUGGAUCUUGUGUCUCUAUUGAGGCUCUGAUUCUGACUAAGAACAAGAUCAAAGAGUGGCCUACCGCUGUGUUGUCUUCUCUUCCUAAACUUUUGUGCUUGAAACUGGAUGGUAAUCCACUAAAAAAGAUCCCCUCAGACGGCUUUCGAGCAGUAUCCAAAAUCCGGAUUCUGGAUCUAAGUGGUGCUGCUGGUGCACUUCCAGAAGACCCAGCAUUUUCUAGCUUACCGGAGCUGGAGGAGCUUUACCUGAGGCGGAUGCAGAUACCAGCUUUUCCUUUGGAAAUAAUGACUUUACAGAAGUUACAUAUACUGGACAUGAGCCAGAAUUCACUUCAAUCAAUUCCAGAGAGCAUCAAGGAUCUUUCUUCUCUUAUAGAGCUUAACCUAUCAGACAACAAUAUUUCUUCUCUUCCACCAAAUUUGGGUUUGCUUGAACCCAGUCUGCAGGUCUUAAAAGUUGAUGGAAACCCAUUGAGAAGUAUCCGAAGGCCAAUUUUGGACCGAGGAACAAAAGCAAUCCUGAACUAUUUGAAAGAUAGAAUUGUCCCGCAGUAAAAGGUUUGUAUUUCAUCGACUACAGCCGCGAACUUGAGGUUCCUGCAGAGUUCCAUAAACUCUGAAAAUCCUUCUACUGUUUCAAUUGUUUGUUUGUUGGUUUGUUGGUGUGUGUUUUUUAUGUAUAUUUACUGUUGUCUGUUGUAUCAAAGCAUUCUGUUAAGCUGGAAUCGUGUCCUGGUUAAGGUUCAAACUUGCAGUUUCGAGCUCCUAAAAUUGUUGUUGUAAUGUAGUAGUAUUAGUGUUAUUCACAUUCCUACUUGGACACUCUGUGAGUCAAGUAUGAUUCGAGGGGCUCAAGUUCGUAAAAUUUGUGCUAUAACAGAGCCACUGUUUUUUAUAUAUAAUUCAGGUUUUGAUC
This is a messenger RNA of Salvia splendens (bonfire salvia), 2310 nucleotides long. Its product is annotated as plant intracellular Ras-group-related LRR protein 6. Bases 153 to 1949 code for a protein of 598 amino acids. Gene Ontology annotation, molecular function: protein binding. The record is from RefSeq and is a predicted model, not a curated record. The transcript is spliced from 21 exons. Gene Ontology annotation, cellular component: cytoplasm. Lineage: Eukaryota; Viridiplantae; Streptophyta; Magnoliopsida; Lamiales; Lamiaceae.